Coccomyxa subellipsoidea C-169 is the source of this 2613-nucleotide messenger RNA. RefSeq names its product glutamate decarboxylase. Gene Ontology annotation, cellular component: cytosol. The record is from RefSeq and is a predicted model, not a curated record. NCBI's taxonomy places the organism in Eukaryota, Viridiplantae, Chlorophyta, Trebouxiophyceae, Coccomyxaceae. Bases 107 to 1534 code for a protein of 475 amino acids. The transcript is spliced from 15 exons. Gene Ontology annotation, biological process: L-glutamate catabolic process. Gene Ontology annotation, molecular function: glutamate decarboxylase activity; pyridoxal phosphate binding.
ACACGAGCUUCUUGCACCCGACGCCGAGCCAAUUCACGUGCAGGACCUAAACAAAGACGAGAACGAUGAGAGAGAAUUUCUCUGCCCGGCCUUUGCGUCUCGGUACAUGACGGAGCCCAUCGUGACAAACAAGUUCCCUGAGAAGACCAUGCCAGCAAAGGUGGUGUACCGCCUGAUCAGGGACGCCAGGGAGCUUGAUGCCACCCCAAGGCUCAACCUGGCUUCCUUUGUGACCACAUGGAUGGAGCCAGAAGCCGACCAGCUCAUCCUGGAGUCCCUGAACAUCAACUACAUUGAUGAAUCAGAGUACCCCUCAACCACCAACAUCCAAAACAGCUGCGUGAGCAUGCUGGCUGACCUGUACCACGCUGAGAACCCGUGCGGAACCGCCACGGUCGGGUCAAGCGAGGCAAUCCUGCUGGGCGGCCUGGCCUUCAAGCGGCGCUGGCAGGAGAAGCGCAAGGCGGCCGGCAUCAAGGAGGCAGUCACCCCCAACAUCGUCUGCAGCUCAGCAGUGCAUGUGUGCUGGGAGAAGCUGUUCAACUACUUUGAGAUUGAGCCUCGCUACGUCAACCUGACAGAGGACUGCUUUGUGGCAACCCCAGAGAAGAUUGCGGCAGCCUGCGAUGAAAACACAAUCGGCGUGGUUGCUAUCAUGGGCACCACUUACUCUGGCCACUUUGAGGACGUCGCCGGCAUCGACGCUGCUCUUGAGGAGCUGAACAGCAAGAACGGCUGGGACAUCAAGAUCCACGUGGAUGGGGCAUCCGGGGCCUUUGUUGUGCCGUUCCUGUACCCGGACCUCAAGUGGGACUUCCGCUGCAAGAACGUGGUCUCCAUCAACGCCUCUGGCCACAAGUAUGGCCUGGUGUACCCGGGCGUUGGCUGGGUUCUGUUCCGCAGCAAGGAGUACCUGCCAGACAGCCUCAUCUUCCACGACAACUACCUGGGCACUGACCAGAUCAACUUCACGCUCAACUUCUCCAAGGGAGCCUCCCAGAUUGUCGCACAGUACUACCAGUUCCUGCGGCUGGGCCGGAUUGGCUACACCAAGAUCAUGCGCAACUGCCACGCUGUCGCAAUGUACCUCGGCAAGGCGCUGGAGGAUACGGGCUAUUUCAAGGUGAUAUCGGCGCGCGACCCCGUGCCCAUGCUGCCUCUCGCAACGUUCACCCUCAAGCCCGAGUACCGGAUGAACGGCUACGACGAGUUCGACGUGGCCGACCGCCUGCGCCAGCGCGGCUGGGUCGUCCCGGCGUACACCAUGGCGCCCGACGCGCAGGCAAUCCGCGUGCUGCGCGUGCUGUGCCGCGAGGAGUUCUCCAUCUCUUCUGCGCGCACUUUUGUGGAGGACAUCAAGAACGCCAUGGACUGGCUCACAGGCCACUACAUCUACACCCCCCAGCAGCUGACGGACCUGAAGAAGACUCUGGGCUGGAAGGGCACAGGCAAGCGCGCAGUCAAGACCACCAUUAAACCCGGCGAGCCAGAGGUCAACCAGGCAGCCGUGCCCAUGCACGGAGGCGUCUGCUAGAGCUGCAUGCAUGCCAUGCAGCUCAUGCCAGGCUCCAAUCCGGGCGCAUGAAUCUUGUUAUUCACAUGGUGAGUUGGGGGCAAGUGGCCAAUGAAGGCGUAUCUCGAGUGAAGGCGCAAGAGAUCAGCACAAUCUCGCUGAAUUUGCAGCAGAGGCCAUGAUUUUGAGUCCGGGGCAGGUGAAACCAAGGCAUAUUUUCAAUUUAUUACAUAUCUGUCAUCAUGGGUCAACCAUUGGUGUGAAACUUGCACAGGGAAGCACUGUCUCACGCCCGGGGUUUUUGGCACAUGGGCAACGCUGACUGGACAGCUGCUAAAUGCAAUUUGACCCCCAGAAAGCUCAGUGCAGGUGCCAAGCGCAGUUUUGCAGAUUCCUUGGCAGUUUUCAGCAGGAGCAAAGCCUUCAUGGUGAGGUGUUUCCACAGUUUAUAUUGCUCAGGAAGCUGCGGGUGUUCAGGACUGAUCACUGUUUCCAGUAGGUGCACAUGGGGUGUCUGCAUAUUAGCGAGCCACAUGGGAGACAUCACAUUACCAGACACAUUCUUGUGAGAUGGAGCACUGCUAAGGCUUCAUUAGGGAAUUUGUAGCCAUGCCCUAGAUGCAUUGACAGUUUAUCAAGGGCAUAGUGGUUGGAUGUAGGUUCAUGAGAGUCAAAUGACAAGCGGCUGAGCGGCAGUUCAGAUGCCAUGCUAGCUUGUGAGAGACGCUGCCCAUUGGCAGGUCUUUCAGUUAGGGUGACUUUUGCAGGAUGUGAUGAUUGUUUGUUUGGCUGCAUUGCUUUGAAAGCUGUUGUUAUGCACACGCCUCCCCUGGAUAAUUGGAUGAGCACAUGCAUCCGCCGGUAUACAGAGCUGCUCAGCACGGCGACAGUUACUUAUUGGUUAAUUCAGAUUGAUGCUCACCCUUUACAGCAGCUUCUGCAGUGACCAGGCAUUGCAGCUACAUUUCUGGUUAAGCUGUAGUGCUUGUUACUAACUAGCUAGUGGCAGCAUGAAAGGAUACAGCACUUUUGUUGAUAUUUUUUGCAGCAUUAAAAUGAGGCCCUAGGGUGCCAUCUUAUGUAAAGCAUUAUGCCUGGUC